GACGGGGGAGAGGAGCAGGAUGGCGAUGGCUAUGGCGGAGAUCGAGAGGCAUCUCCCUUGUCGCCGCCUCCUCGUGUAGCUAGCUGCGCUCCAGUCGCGAUCGAUUUGGCGGUGGCGAAAGGAAAGGGCUGGUGUGGAUUUGCCCGAGCCGGAGCUAGGGUUUGAGGCGUUCGUCGCGGAGGUGAGUUCUUGGCGCUCUAGGCGCUGGGGGUACUGAUCGAAUUUCGGCAGGGGAAGCUCCUGGCUGAUCGAAUUACUCGAGUAGAUACUAGAUCGUAGCUGAUAUUUCGGAGAAUCGCGGCUUAUGGAUGAGGAGGAAAAAGGGUAUCUGGGCGAUGGUUGAAAGGAUCAUCAUCUUCAGCUGCUGCCGCGGUGGCUAGGGAUUCAACCGUCGAUCGGGGGUGUGGCAGCCAUGUCCGGGAAGAAAUCCUCGACGCUGACGCCGCUGUGGAGCGUGAUCCAAGACAUCAAAGGGAUUGGAAGCAUCUCUAGGAGGAGUUUUGAGGUGAAGCUGCCGACGUAUAGUCGAUCGAGGUCUCACAGCGCCGCGCAAGAUGCCGCUGGCCGGCAUCAAUUUGGGGAGAGUGGCCAGCAGAGCCGCUGGGCCAACAUGCCACCCGAGCUCCUCCGCGACGUGAUCCAAAGGGUGGAAGCCAGCGACAAAAUGUGGCCGUCGCGGAAGAGCGUCGUCGCCUGCGCGGCCGUGUGUAGGAACUGGAGAAAAAUCACCAAGGAGAUCGUGCAAACUUUGGAGCAGUGUGGAAGAUUGACGUUCCCAGUUUCGCUCAAACAACCUGGGCCGCGAGACGCUACCGUGCAAUGCUACCUUAAACGCGACAGGACAACUUCGACGUAUUAUCUCUAUCUGGGUAUUACUCCGAGUAAGCCAUCCAAAAGUCUCGGCCACACUGUUUACGUUUCCUCUGAAACAGAUGUGCUAGAAAACGGGAAGUUCCUGCUAGCGGCUCGAAAGUUUCGGCGAGCCAGUGGAACGGACUACAUCAUCUCCACUGAUACGGACGACUUCUCUCGUGGGAGCAACACCUACGUUGGAAAGUUGCGAUCGAACUUCAUGGGCACGAAGUUCACUUUAUACGACAGCAACCCUCCGCACGACGGUGCUGUGGCCUCCACAAACAGAGCAGGCCGGAGGAUCCUAUCCAAGCAAGUCUCUCCAAGAGUUCCAGCCGGGAGCUACAACAUCGCCCACAUCGCGUACGAGCUCAACGUACUGGGGACAAGGGGCCCCCGGCGCAUGGAGUGCACCAUUCACUCCAUCCCGGCGUCGGCCAUGGAGCCCGGGGGAUGCGCGCCGACGCCGCUGGAGAGCGCGACUUCCAUGGACGAGGCCUCCAUGCUCCCGCCGCUGCUUCUCCCGGUGGGGGCCAAGUCCUCCAAGGUGGCGGCGCUGGAUGGAUUGGAGGGGCUGGAAGUGGCGAGCAAAGGCAAGCCGCUGGUGCUCAAGAACAAGCCGCCGCGAUGGCACGACCAGCUCCAGUGCUGGUGUCUAAACUUCCGCGGGCGAGUGACGGUGGCAUCGGUGAAGAACUUCCAGCUGGUGGCGGCCACGGAGAUCGGGCAGCCGCCGCAGCCGAGCGAUCCGGACAACGUCAUACUCCAGUUUGGGAAGAUCGGCAAGGACACAUUCACCAUGGAUUAUAGGUACCCUCUCUCGGCAUUCCAGGCAUUUGCGAUCAGCCUCAGCAGUUUUGAUACUAAGGACAGCUUACACUGUACUUAUGCCUUGAUGUUCUGAAGGAAUGGAAUCCGAGAUGGACGGAAGGAGAUGAAAGGUGGCAAGGAGAAAAAAGGUGGUGGUACAUUUGUUUUGUGUGAUUUCUCAAGAUUACUUGUACAUAAGGUGGAUUUCAAAGUCUCUCUGUUGUCAUUGUUUAACCAAUGUUUACUAAAAGAUUGUGUGAGGUCUCCAAAUAGCGCA
Selaginella moellendorffii is the source of this 1939-nucleotide messenger RNA. RefSeq names its product tubby-like F-box protein 6. The transcript is spliced from 3 exons. The record is from RefSeq and is a predicted model, not a curated record. Gene Ontology annotation, molecular function: protein binding. The coding region runs from base 413 to 1756 and encodes 447 amino acids. NCBI's taxonomy places the organism in Eukaryota, Viridiplantae, Streptophyta, Lycopodiopsida, Selaginellales, Selaginellaceae.